Messenger RNA from Cannabis sativa, 558 nucleotides. RefSeq names its product zinc finger protein GIS3. The transcript has a single exon. The annotation marks the transcript as partial. Lineage: Eukaryota; Viridiplantae; Streptophyta; Magnoliopsida; Rosales; Cannabaceae. Gene Ontology annotation, biological process: negative regulation of abscisic acid-activated signaling pathway. The record is from RefSeq and is a predicted model, not a curated record.
AAUAACAAAAAUGUUAAUAAUAAUAGUAAUAAUAAGAGAACAUCAAUAAUAUUCGUGUGUGACUAUUGUGGGCGGGAGUUUGCCAAUUCUCAAGCAUUGGGAGGUCACCAAAACGCUCACAAGGACAAAAGAAGUAGUCUUCUCUCGAAGAGGCGCCGCCAUGAGCCGACGUCUCCUCGUCCUCCUCCUCCACCUCGGCCACCUCAACUUGCUGUAGUAGGUGUCCCGGCAGUGAUCUUAGGCACCCCGCAUCACGGCGGUGUUAUGAUCAAACAACCUGCAGCACCUUCUGUACUUCGUGUUGGCGGCGGGCCAAUGUGUAUUGUCAGAUGCCCCGCCGGCCGUGCUGUGGCAGCUCGAGUCGGAGAUGGGAUUGCACGUGUUUAUGGAUUAUGGCCAUGGCCAAUGGCAAGAGUAGUUAAGCUUUCUCGAGCUUUGAAUGAUGAGGGCAUGGCCAGAUCUUCUUCGUACGGCGAUAGUAGUACUGCUAUUAAUGGCAAGAGUAAUGAUAAUAAUAUUCAAGGACAUGAGUAUGAUCAGCAUCAUCAUCAUCACAAC